AUGAAGAUCGAUAACCAAAAGGAACAUUCAAAUGGAGCCCAAAAUGGCAAUAACCCCGAUGAGUUCUUCUUACAUCCUGAUCAAAGCUUUGAGACGAGGGCUAUCCACGAAGGGCAAAGCCCGGACCAAUGGAAAUCGGGAGCUAUCGUUCCUCCUAUCCACACUGGAUCAACCUUCAAGCAAGCAGAUCCAGAAGAACAUAGUGAAUAUUUCUAUGGAAGAAUUGGAAAUCCAACAAGAAGUGCCCUGGAAACUUGCAUUGCAAGUCUCGAUAAAGCCAAAUACUGUCUAACUUUUGCUUCUGGUCUCGCAUCAAUCGCUGGAGUAGCAGGACUUCUCAAAACCGGUGAUCACGUCAUCUGUGGAGAUGAUCUUUAUGGUGGCACGCACAGCUACUUCAAGAAUAUCGCUAAAGAUAAUGGUGUAGAAGUUGACUUCAUCGAUACAACAGUUGUUGAGAACCUGGAAAAUGCUUUCAAACCAAAUACCAAGAUGGUCUAUGUUGAAAGCCCUACAAAUCCACUUCUGAAGAUCAUGGACAUUCCACGCCUUGCGGCAGCUAUCAAGUCUGAAUGUCAAGAUAUCAUAUUUGUUGUGGACAAUACAUUUUUAACUCCAUAUCUUCAGAAUCCUCUUUUGAUGGGUGCCGAUAUUGCUGUUUAUUCACUGACCAAAUACAUGAAUGGUCAUUCUGAUGUUAUCAUGGGAGCUAUCACUACCAGCGAUGAUGAAUUAUACAAAAAAUUAGCAUAUAUUCAACACAUUGCAGGAUCUAUUCCUUCUCCUUUUGACUGUUACCUCAUGAACAGGAGUUUGAAAACUUUGUCAAUACGGAUGGACAAACAUAUCGAAAAUGCGACUAAAGUAGCCAAAUUCUUAGAACAACAUCCUCUGGUUGAAAAAGUCCUCUAUCCAGGCUUGGAAUCUCACCCACAAUAUAAAUUAGCUAAAAGGUUAUGGCAUGGUCCUUCUGGAAUGAUCUCGAUAUUCUUAAAAGGAGAUCUGGAAAUGAGCAAAGCGUUUUUAAAAGCUUUAAAAGUUUUCGCUCUUGCUGUGAGCUUAGGAGGCUUCGAGUCACUUGCUGAAUUACCGACAACAAUGACGCACGAAAUAGUUCCUGCUGAAAUAAAAAAAGAUCUGGGCAUAACAGACAACCUGAUCAGACUGUCCGUCGGCCUGGAAUCAGCAACAGACCUUAUCAAAGAUGUUGAUCAAGCACUGAAAGUAGCCGCAAACUUCUACAUUCCAUCCUAA
Messenger RNA from Nezara viridula (southern green stink bug), 1254 nucleotides. Lineage: Eukaryota; Metazoa; Arthropoda; Insecta; Hemiptera; Pentatomidae. The record is from the annotation of a GenBank genome assembly.